Molecule: messenger RNA, 2529 nt
Organism: Phytomonas sp. Hart1
Lineage: Eukaryota; Euglenozoa; Kinetoplastea; Trypanosomatida; Trypanosomatidae
Source: the annotation of a GenBank genome assembly
AUGCAAUUAGUUUUAGAAGACUCAGUGUUGUACAUACCAGUAUCGACAUGCCUAUUGGUGUGUAUUUUUUUCAUCCUUGUUCGCGUGGUCGCAAACUUCGGAUUCCUGUCUUUUUACCGUAAGACCACCCUCAAUGGCACUUGGGCGUUGGGUAUCCAAACCGCAAUCAUAGUACUAUUGUUGACUUGCCACGCGGACAGCGGACUUCUCGUGCUUCUGUCCUCAUUUUCCCUCACGAUUGCCUUUUUAGUGUGUACGUCGGCACGCGGGUUCUUUAGCGUCUUUGUUCUGGCUUUUAUGGUUCUGAGCAUGUGGUCCACCCCGGUGCUGUCGUACGCUACGACGGUUCGAAUACGCCCUCCUAGUCCGAGUAGUCGGCAGCGCAGCAUCGUCUCUUCAUAUAAUGGAGAAAAUGUUCAACUAAAGGUAGAAGGGAACGACUUUCACAAGAUCGAUCCCUGGUCAAUGUACAUUUUUCACGCGGAUUUUUUUCUGAUUAAUGACAUUCCACCACUGCUCAAGGUUCCUUCCGUCACUGAGGUACCUUCGCACGACCGCACAAGGCUGCGGGAGGUGAUUUCUGUCGGGGAGCGCACUCGAAUAUCGGGCCUUGCUGGGGUCCAAACGCUAGUGCUUGUAGGGGAAGGAAGCACCAUUGAGAAUAGUGUUCUGCAAUGUAAGUUUGAUGCCGACAUGCAUAAAAACACUACGGAUGUGAUACCUUGUUUGGUUGGUGCCGCCCGGUUUAGUGUCAUUAAUGUAACAAUGCAGUUUCAGGUAAAGGUGAAUGACGUGAUGAAGGUUUGCUCAUUUCAUGUGCCGAAAACCGAAAGCUGUUUUGAGGUGACACAACGAUACAAUAUACUACGUGAUGAGAUAAAGGGAAAUUUAUCGGUGGUCGACUUACCGUCUGAACUGAUCCGCUGCCGCGAGCCUGACGUCGCGGUUAGUGGCUUUCUGAAGGGGAUUCCGAUUUCACCUGAUUUUUAUGCAGCUAUGCCGCUUUUAGUAGCGCUGCGCACGCGCUUGCCGCAAUUUAUUGGUAUGGUACAAUCGUAUUGGUCAUUUCUUUUUAAAUAUAUUGGUAUUCCCGCAGGAAAGGUGAUCCUUGAAGCUGCAACCAUGCUUGACAAGCUUUGGAGGCAGCUUGCUGUUUUGGCGAUCACCAUGAGCAAGACAUCGCUUCCUUAUCUGUUUGCAGUCCUUCGGUUGUUUAAAGAUUCCUUUGAGGGCUUCUUAUAUGGAAUAGGCACUCACAAAUGUGAAAGCGGAAAUAGUGAUUGGGAUAACGGCGCCAUUGAGCUGGGGUUUCUUCUUGGAGUUAAUUUACGAGAAGGUCUUGGUGUGGCUCUUUCGUCAGCAUCGGAUGCUCUCACAGUGGUGCCAGGAUUGUGGGUGGUCAUCCAGUGGUCCUUAAAUGCGGAAUGGACUAUUACCAAAACGCUGAUUGGUGGUUUCAGGCAGGGGCUGUAUCGCACCGCGACGGAUGUCCUAUCUCCCGUAGCUCAGAGCAUAUUGAGUCUAUUUGGAGCUGUAUGUAUGAAUUUUGGUCCACUUUUAGGCAAUUUGAGAGCUCUUGUGUAUUGUACACACACCUUUACUUUUCUUGAUUAUGCAUAUCGCUGGUUGUUUAGCCAAGAAUCACGCUUGAUCAAUCUGGAGCUUCGUAUAAUAAACGUUUUGACGAGGUGCGCUGCCUGGGUGCUUGUUUUUAUCAUUCGAUACUCAGGCCGAGUGUUUGCCAAAUCAUGUCGAUAUGGCUUACUUACUGUGAAGUGGUAUAGCUCGACAUCUUUCUUUAUUCACUUUUUUCUAUUCAUUUUGCAGACUGUCGUUUUGUUCAUUGCACUUCGAAACGAAAUUCGGGAAUUGAUUGAAUAUCAGUUCACCGCCAAGUCGAACAAGAACGCUGGAAAAUGUACCAACCACAUGGGGGAUGCUAACACUGGUGGCAUGUGGUUCUUAGGAAAGGCCUUGCAGAAAUUUCAAUCGCACCCAAAGCUCAAUGUUGUAAACGGAAUCACCCUCUUAGCGAGAAACCAUUAUCAAGCCUUCACCGCUUACAUUCUUCAGCACAGCGUACUAUGGUUCUUACUCGUCGGUCUCUCCGUGUUUCCUUUCACCGGCAAGUUCUACGCUCUCACACUCCAUGUUGCGCUCCCAUGGUUGUCUUCAAAACUAUUUUUGAAUUUUUUUACCUCUAAGCCAUCUCAUUCUCAGGUAGCGAUGAUGUUCGGGGGCAGAUUUGUUCUUGCGCUUUUCCUUGAAUGCACCAUCGGAGAUCUCAUCAGGCGUUUGAUAAAAGAAAUGUUCUUUUUAUUCAUAUGUUCUGUUUGCAUUCUCUUGUUAGCAUGGGCCUGGAAGCAUCACCAUUUCCUAACGGUUCAAUUCCUUACGAUUUCCACAAAGAUAUUUAGUGCCGCGACAACUCCAGCCACAGUGAUUCCACUGAUGGAUAGUGAAGACGGUAUAAUUGAAAAAGCCUCCAGUUUAAACCGCGCGGGGGUUACGCAGGAGGAAGCUGGGUAA